Molecule: messenger RNA, 1697 nt
Organism: Cotesia congregata
Lineage: Eukaryota; Metazoa; Arthropoda; Insecta; Hymenoptera; Braconidae
Source: the annotation of a GenBank genome assembly
CGGAAAGUUAUCAAAAAAAAUAAUAUAUGUGUGAUAAUGAAUGUUUUUUAUUAUAAAGUGGGAAUAUUUAUCAAGAGGAAAUACCAGAUAUUAUUUAAAUAGUUACGAUACAUCUUUAUUGUGACAUUUAUUAAUUAAUCGAGUACAAACUUGUAAUGGAGCAGUACAAAAAAUUAAUAAUUAUUUAUUUAUUGGUAUUGUUUUGUGAAAAUAUUUUGGGAAAAUGUGAUAACAGUUCAACAACGGUCAAUGGAAAUAAAAUAAAAUGUAAAAACGAAUUAAUAUUUGAAGAAAACUUUAAUCGGCUUUCAGUCGAUAAUGAUUAUGCAGAGGAAGAUAAUUACUACUAUUUAAAUUCUUCAGUAUGGAAGAGAGAAAUUAAAAUUCCUUUAGAUCCAGAUUAUGAAUUUUGUGUCUAUCAUAAAUUGGAAAAAGGAUUGAGGGUAGAAGAUGGCUUGUUAAAAAUAAAACCUCAUUUACUUGAAGACUUUUAUGGUGAAAAUAUUACAUACUUUGGAAGACUCCAACUCGCUGAUUGUACAGGAAUAUUACCAGGAGAAUGUAGUCGUAAUGCAAUAGGAUUUCAUAUUCUGCCUCCAGUUUUGUCAAGACGAUUGACAACCCAUGAUAGCUUUUCAUUCCGGUAUGGAAAAAUAGAAAUACGGGCUAAAUUUCCCGAGGGUGAUUGGCUCUAUCCAGAAUUGUGGCUUGCUCCAAAGUACACGACCUAUGGAAUUGGAUAUGCAAGCGGGCGUGUUAUUUUAGGAAUGGCCCGCGGGAAUGAAGGACUAAUAAAAAACGAUGGUUCUUUAGAAGACUACAGCUCGAGAGUUGUUGAAUUUGGGUUGCGAACAGGUCCACUUGGAGCGUCGGGGAAUAUUACCGAAGAAAAAGUAACAAAGAGACAUGACUCAGGAUCUUGGACUCGCGAUUUUCAUGUCUACACAACUAUUUGGAAUUCCACAGGAUUUAUUUUUAAAAUCGACGGGGAGGUUGUUGGUCAACUAAGAGGAGGUUCCAGACAAGCUGAAGACCAAAAUCGCAUGGCACCCUACGAUUUAGAAUUUUACUUGAUGCUAGGUGUAGGAGUAGGUGGAGUGAGAGUCUUUCCAGACGGUACACGCACCGGUAAUUAUGAGAAGCCUUGGAAAAACAACGGCGCCAAGGCAGUGCUCCGUUUUUGGCAAGCCAAGGAUCAGUGGCUGCCGAGCUGGAAGCGCGAAAACGCCAGGAAAACAGCUCUCGAGGUCGACUACAUUAAAGUUUGGUCAGUGUGAGUAAAUGAGCGAGCCUCUUUCUCUUUCUUGACAUCAAAGACAACAAUGAUGCUGCAUCUGCACAAGUGAGAUGAACAGACGUCUUAAUCUUACUGAUUUUUUUCAAUUUGCACGCCUCCUUCGUUUAUUGGUAUUAGUAAAAAGGUGUCUGGCUAUACGAUAUACAUCUAUAUUGUAUAUUACUUUAUUUGGGUGUUAAUUUAGUGACGGAAAACCGGUUGUUCCCAAGGUGGUGGUUCCGUUAUGAUUUAUCGUUUUGCGAGGGUCAAACCCAAUCUCGAGUUUCAUUAGUUGCCAAAUAUUCUCACGAGAAGAGUGAAUCUCCAAUACUAAAUUUAUAACUAUAUAUUUCAUUAAUAGUUUUUAAAAAUAUUUUUUUUUAAAUUUAAUCUAAAAUGACAAUAAAAUAUUAUUAUAAAU